GAUAACAUUCUCUAUCCGUAUCGAGAGGACAUCAGGGACACCCACCCCAUCCUCAAAAGAAAAUGUCCGUCUCCGCUAUAUUUGGCAGCCGGGUGGUCGUCGCUCCGCCCUCCUCCGCCGCAGCGCGCACCGGGGGCGCCGUCCAAUCGGCACCCACACCAGCAGGCGGAGCUCUGGUGAUAGAGUGCUCGUCGAGGCCGAACAAGAAGGCGACGGCGCACCACAUGAAGACGCGACCGAAGAAGACGCAGCCGUGGGACAUCAGGCGGAAACCCACCGUGUACCCACCGCUCCCAGCUCUCCCUCCCGAAUGGACGCUCGCUUCCAGCGGCGAAGAACCUGCCGGGGAGGCCCCUCCUCCUCCUCCUCCUCCUCCUCCUCCGAGCACGCUGCAGGAGGCGCCGCCGGCGAGUUAGUGCGGGUUGCGUCUUCAUGCCUUUUGUUAGGAACUGAGACAGCGGUCGGGAUGUUUGGUUGUUACUUGUUUUGUAGUUAAAAAGCUUGGAAAUUCCGUUUGUGAUGAUGUUUCUGCUACAUAUAAUGAUGAGGAAUUUGAUUUACUAUGUGCAUUCCGUUUGUAAUGAUGUUUCAGAAAUUGAUAUUCAACGAGAACCCCACAUCACCACUUGA
Molecule: messenger RNA, 630 nt
Organism: Punica granatum (pomegranate)
Lineage: Eukaryota; Viridiplantae; Streptophyta; Magnoliopsida; Myrtales; Lythraceae
Source: RefSeq, a predicted model, not a curated record